AUGAAAUUUUUCGAGCAAAAACAAAACUCCAAAAAGCCAAAUUUUCGCCCUCGAGAAACCAACCACAACUUCUGCCGAAAUCCGGACAACGAUCCAAAAGGACCCUGGUGCUACACAACCGACCCCGGAACUCGGUUUGAAUACUGCGAAAUCACCGACUGCAACGACGGAACGCCAAAGACUUGCUGGUCACCUGACGCGCCAUACGAAGGAAAGCUGUCAACAACGACGUCCGGCUUGACUUGCCAGCACUGGUCAAAGAAUCGACCCCACGAGCCGAAAUACAGACCAAGGCGGCCGAAGUUCAAUAGAAAUUACUGUCGAAAUCCGGACGGGGAUGAAAACGGACCCUGGUGCUACACGACCGACCCAGAUGUCAGAUUUGAAUACUGCGAUGUUCCAAGAUGCGAUGAUCAAGCGGAUGAGUCAUCUUCAACAUCUUCCUCGUCCGUCUAUGACGACUACGAGGAUGACUCUUCUUCCGGAGACGAUUAUGAAAACGACUACCACAUUGAUUGGAACACGAUUUUAGGCGAACAUCUCGGAAACUACUUUUACUCGGGAUCGGACUAUCAGAAUUUCAACGCGGACUAUGAUGCGUACGACUACAACUCGACCGAAUUCGACUACGAGAUUGAGAAACAGCUGGAUUGUCAAACGCUUAGUUUGCCGAUUCCAGGGUCGGAUUAUCGCCCUCAUCGCCAUGACAUGUCCUACAUCGGCAACCACAAUCACUGCAGAAACCUCGACUUUGGUCCCGACGAAGCUCCAAGUGGCGCCUGGUGCUACACAACUGAUCCCGAUGUUCGCUGGGAAUUCUGUGGAAUAAAGACCUGCGAGGAAGAGAAUCAACCGUCAUCAUCAAGUGAAGUUGAUUGGAAUGAAAUGAGAUGCGGGAUGGUUGAGAAUAGCGCGAGCUGGGGGCCGAAAGAAGAAAAGCCAAGUCGAUUGAAUAUCAAUGGUCAUUUUCCUCAGCACGUUCUUCGCCGAGGAAGACGAGCAGGAAACCAAAAGCGCGAACUGCGAAUCAUGGGCGGAACCGAAGCUGAAUCUGGAAACUUCCCAUGGCAGGUCGCUCUCCGCCUACGUGAUGGAAAUGGCGAUGUCUUCUGCGGAGGAACCAUCGUUUCAGAAAAUGUUGUCAUCACUGCAGCUCACUUCCUCGACCAUCACAACUACAACGAAGACGUCGUUUAUGGCGACAUCGCUCUUCUUCUCAUCCACGGGAAAUGGAAAUAUUCCGAGUUUGUCCGACCAGCAUGCCUUCCGAAUAGCUCCCGGUACUCGCCAUCACCAAAUGCUGUCUGCGCCAUAUCCGGGUUUGGAAAGACGGAUGGAAGCAAAAAUAUGUUGAACAAGGCGACGCUGCCGAUUGUUGAGUUUAACAAAUGCAAGGCCUUACUUGAGGGUUCCAUAAAGGACCGUUCACAAAUGUGUGCUGGUUUCAUGGAAGGCGGCGUCGACACUUGCCAGGGCGAUUCUGGCGGCCCUCUGGUUUGCGUUUCUGCCGGUAGCUGGACCCUUGUUGGCGUAACGAGCUGGGGAUUCGGCUGUGGAGAAGAAAACAGCCCCGGUGUGUACACGAAUGUGGCGAAAUAUCUCAAAUGGAUUCAUUCUUUUAUUUCUGAACAUGCAUAA
This is a messenger RNA of Oikopleura dioica, 1638 nucleotides long. The record is from the annotation of a GenBank genome assembly. Lineage: Eukaryota; Metazoa; Chordata; Appendicularia; Copelata; Oikopleuridae.